Molecule: messenger RNA, 1285 nt
Organism: Brassicogethes aeneus
Lineage: Eukaryota; Metazoa; Arthropoda; Insecta; Coleoptera; Nitidulidae
Source: the annotation of a GenBank genome assembly
AUUAAUUUUAACUAUUAAAUAGUUUAUCAUUUUAUCUUUAGCAUUUUAGUAUUAGUAUUAGUAUUUUAGUUAUCUGUGAAAUAUGAACGAUUUAGGUUCUACGGAAAAUAGUUGUCCAAAAUGCGAAAAAAGGAAAAAAAUUAGGACCCUUAUAGCCUAUUGGUUACUAGGACUUUGCAAUAAUUAUGGGUAUGUUGUUAUGUUAGCAGCUGCUGCGGAUAUAAUCAAGAAAUUUUCGGACAAAAAUGAACAAAGUAAAGUUAGAGAUUGUACGUAUAUGUCCACUGGUGUAGUGUUAUUGGCAGAUGUUUUACCCUGCUUAUUGGUCAAAAUUAUAGGGCCGUUUUUACCAUUUUUCGUGCACGUUCGAGUGGCUUUGAUUAUCGUUUUAGCAUCAGCCAGUUUUAUUUUGGUGGCAUUUAGCGAAUCGAUGCCUUUAGCGAUUCUGGGUGUAGUUUUGACUUCGUUCAGUUCCGGUCUAGGAGAAAUAACAUAUCUACAAUACAGUUCUUUCUAUGAUAAAAAUGUCGUUUCUACUUGGAGCUCUGGUACUGGCGGUGCGGGGGUUUUCGGGGCGCUAUCUUACGUCCUAUUAAAUGCCAUAGGGCUGAGAAAUGCUCUCUUAGCAAUGCUAGUCGUGCCCUUGGCCAUGGGAUUAUCUUUUUGGUAUUUAUUACCUAAACCUUCUGAAUUUGACGUUCAUAAUGUUAGUGAUAAUAAGGAUGAUAUUCCGACACAAUCCCUCAGGACUAAAUUAGGACUUUUGCCUGGUUUGGCUAAAUAUAUGGUCCCCCUUGGAUUGGUUUAUUUGUUCGAGUAUUUUAUUAAUCAAGGAUUGUUUGAGCUAAUCAAUUUUAAUAACGCCGUUGUGGACAAGGAAGCACAAUAUAGAUGGCUACAAGUAACUUACCAAUUAGGAGUCCUUAUGUCCAGAUCGUCAGUAAAUUUAUUCCACAUAAAACGAGUUUAUAUUUUGGCUAUUCUACAGCUUGUGAAUGUUGCCUUAUACACAACAGAAGUUAUAUACUUUUACGUACCGAGUUUUUACAUAGUGAUUGCUCUAACGUUAUGGGAAGGAUUGUUGGGUGGUUCAGCGUACGUUAAUACUUUUUAUACAAUUUCCGCUGAAGUGCCUGAAGAAAAUAAGCAAUUUUCCAUGGCCAUGACCAGUUUUGCGGACAGUUGCGGUAUAACUCUGGCCGGAAUAUUUUCCAUGCUUGCCCAUAAUAAAAUUUGUGAUAUACCUUUACCUAAUCAUGUGUAUUAAUAUACCCAUAUAAUAUAC